AUGUAUAUCAGGGGCGCCGAACAUAACACAACGCCUAGAGGAGUUUCUAAACUCAAAUCCCUGGAAUACCUUCAUAAGCCAAAACGCGUGUCCCAACAGCAAGACCUCUUCCCGGAUGAGUCAGUGCGCCGGAACACGGACCUGAAUCGGGGCAUGUUAACUGUAGACACAUUAAACGAUCGAAAUGAAAAGGAGAACAAAGAUUCGAAUGGAGUCGACAAGCUCAUUAGAGACUCAUUGGGAGCUCGGUAUGUGCCCGACAGCUCGGACAGUGGAGUUCCGUGCUAUUUCCCCGGUGAUGAUGAUUACGACGACAUGGAAGAACAACCGCCCUUGGUGCGUAAAAAAUCAGGCGAGAUAGUGCGCCCGAGCAUCAGAUUUCAUCGACGCUCGAAAUCGCUGCCAACCACUCCCAGUAUUUCUGACACCAAUCUGCAAAUGAAAGUCAUGCCGACCCCGAAAAGAAGCAAAAGUGUGCAUUUUGAUCGCGACGACGUCGUCAGCGUCAAGUAUUUCUGGAAGGACGACUCACCACAGGACGUUGCGAGCCAAGCCGUCGAGCAAAAUACUUUAGAAGAGCGCACUUAUCGCAACCCAUGGGAACGGGGUAUCCUUCCCGCGGAGUUCAGAGACGAUCCCGAAGACCUGACGAUGACAAUGUCCAAUUUGACCCUCGAAAGAAAGGCCGCAGCAGGCCCAUUGCGGCGGAGCAGGCGUUACCAACGCUUGAAGCAUCCCGUGGGUAACGCGUCGCAGAGCCAUGCGCACGACGCGGAUCGGCAAAACUCCGAACGUGGGGAAUCACGUGACUAUGGUGGUGGUAGUCCUGGCCAGGGUCGUCGUCCAGGGUUACCGCAGGGCUACAUGCUGCGAAACGCCAACUUCUCAAUCCUGAGUAGCAACGACCCGUGUAGUCUGAAACAAAACGUGUUUGUGAAGCUGGCCAACCAAAGCGAAUGUUUCUUGCAAGAGGUGUCACUCACUCCGGGGACCUCCACACUAGCGGGCCAGGUUUUCGUGAAGAACAUAUAUUACGAAAAAAAAGUGGUCGUUCGCUACUCGUGGGACCGCUGGCGCACUUCCCGGGACGUAGAGUGCGUGUGGGUUAGCACCGGCGAUGACGUGCUUCCAGGCUUGGGCAUGGACCGCUUCGAGUUCAGAAUCGGUUUAUUCGGAUCGCAGCACAUCGAGUUAUGUGUUCAGUACACGACCCGCGACGCGCAGCAGCGUCGCGAGGUGUGGGACAACAAUUUUGGACGCAAUUACAGCUUUGAUAUUGCUUUUGGCGGCAACACAGGCUCCACGGGCAACACCAUGUUCCACAAUCCAUGGGCGAGCUAA
This is a messenger RNA of Lachancea mirantina, 1341 nucleotides long. NCBI's taxonomy places the organism in Eukaryota, Fungi, Ascomycota, Saccharomycetes, Saccharomycetales, Saccharomycetaceae. The record is from the annotation of a GenBank genome assembly.